AUGCAGACUCGCUGGACCAGGAGACCGAGAUACUCCCGACAGACUCAACAGACUACUCUGGGAAAGUCUGUCGAGGGAAACCUAGCAAUCCAGAAGACCAAAGCGAGCAAUUGUGAAUUCGCUGUCGAUGCCUCUCGUCCGGCCUACAUUCUCCAAUUACCAGAUGAAGUCCUGAGCCUAAUCCUCGAGUUUGCUAUAACGGAAACAGACUCAUGGCAUAAAGAGUCGCCUUACAACAAGGCUUUAAUACCGGCUCUGGCUUAUACUUGCCAUCGAUUCAGUCGGAUCAUAAUUUCUUUCAACUACCACACCUUACAUAUGGCAUUUCCUCGGCGAAUGAUCUACCCAGUCUGCAAAACCAGAAAACUGGUAAAGACUCUGGAGGCGAAUCUUUCCCUGGGCCGGUUUUGUCAAAGCCUCUCACUUUACAUGUCCGACGUCUGUCCAACUCGUGUCAAGACAGACUCUGAGUGCCUUGAUUUGAUUAUCCCUGAGUUGAAAAAUGUCAAGUAUCUUACGGUGCAUGGUGGCUUUGAACCCGGCUCGAAGAAUCACACUUGGGAUAUCAUACAGAGGUGUUCAAAACACAUGCCACGGCUCGAACAAGUUCUCCUUGCAAGAGAGGCCUUCACAGGACCAGGCUUUGCCGACAUCCUACAAAAUCUGCAAAUACCCAUGCUUCAAGAAUUAUAUAUUCACGGCAGCUCCGAACCAAAUACCGACGUGUCAGGUGCUGAAGUAGCCAAGCCCGUUCAAGCUUCAGAUCUAACGAAGCUCCACCUAUCCGACUUCAAAGACACAUCAGCAACAAUGAACACACUCAUCCACUGGCCAAAAUCACUCUUCGAGUUCUCCAUCGAAAACAUCCACAGCGACCCAGACCACAGAGACUCGCACCCAAACUACCUGGACUUACCUCUCCUCCGAAAAAUGCUUGACGAACAUAGAGAUACCCUGACCACCCUCAGCAUCGGACCAUUAUCUGUUUCUGGCCGGGGAAGACUUGCCAACCUCUCCGACCUCUCGGCUCUACACACCCUAUCUCUAUCACGGUGGCAGUUGGGUGGAGAACUAGAUGUCUCAUCUGACGUUGCCUCCCAACUAUUAGGACCCAGUCUUGAGCUGUUUGUCUGGGAUUUCACCCUCUACGACCAGACACCACAAAAGUGGUCUGAUUUCGGAACACAGGAAUCAUUGUGGAUCAUGAAUCUAGCUCAGGAAGCAGUGGAGAGACGCUCACCACUGAAAGAGAUUAGGAUCCAGUUCUCGCCGGUGAUGCCAGCUUCCGAAGAUGAGGACUAUCCGUGGGACUUCAUGGAUGAUUUGAAUCUUCAGUUUCGGUCGCAGGGUGUUACUUUCACGUAUGUCGAGCCUACGAUGUCGAAGGAGGCUUUUUCGAAUCGGUCCAAGCCGACCGAGUGA
Penicillium longicatenatum is the source of this 1422-nucleotide messenger RNA. RefSeq lists its product as uncharacterized. Bases 1 to 1422 code for a protein of 473 amino acids. The transcript is spliced from 2 exons. Lineage: Eukaryota; Fungi; Ascomycota; Eurotiomycetes; Eurotiales; Aspergillaceae. The record is from RefSeq and is a predicted model, not a curated record.